This is a messenger RNA of Hippocampus comes (tiger tail seahorse), 1810 nucleotides long. It is a transcript of the gene gpr84, whose product is annotated as G protein-coupled receptor 84. Gene Ontology annotation, molecular function: urotensin II receptor activity. The transcript has 3 exons. Gene Ontology annotation, cellular component: plasma membrane. The record is from RefSeq and is a predicted model, not a curated record. Gene Ontology annotation, biological process: neuropeptide signaling pathway. NCBI's taxonomy places the organism in Eukaryota, Metazoa, Chordata, Actinopteri, Syngnathiformes, Syngnathidae. Bases 366 to 1679 code for a protein of 437 amino acids.
AAUAUUCGCCUAACAGAGGACAAGUAAUGACAGGUCUAGGAGAUAAUUGGCACGAUAAAAACGUUUUUUAUGGCCUCCGUGAUAGAAAUCGUCAUAUCGUCGUCAGGCUCAAGUGCAGACUAGUUCACGUGUGGCAUCAAGCAGCCAGCCUCACCUCAGAUUGCACAGUCACUCACUAAAAAGCAUAAAUUGGAGAGAGCAACAGCACUAUCAAUUGGUAAAACUAUUGUACUAAAACAAAGGAGGGCCGCCAAACCCACAAUCAGAAUAAGUGGUGGUUCGCGCAUGCUGCCGAGAAGAAGGCGGAAAAACCCGACCUCCAAUUACAUCAUACCAAGGGUACUUUAGCAACACGCAUAAUUAAAAUGCCGACAGGAAGCCAAACAGUGGAGCGGGUCAGUGCAUCGAAAGCGCUUUGUGUUGACUUUUCUGACAAGCGGCAGAAAUAUUUGGCUUUGAGGAUGUUGCUGAACGUCACCGACCAAACGGAGGACAACUUCUCCUGCUACAGCGCUUCAGUCGAAGGUUACCGCUACUUUGCCGUGUUGUGGGGAUGCGUCGUUACCAUCACUGGCACGGUUGGGAACCUGAUGACCAUUUUCGCUUUUGCUUUGGACUCACAACUGAGGACCCGCUUCAACGUGCUCAUCGUCAACCUGGCUAUCGCUGAUCUUCUCUACUGCACCAUACUGCAGCCCAUCUCGGUCGAUUCCUACCUGCAUCUCAGAUGGCGCAGCGGCGCGCUCUGGUGCAGGACCUUCGGCCUGCUUCUAUUCCUGUCCAACUCGGUCUCUAUUAUCACCCUCUGCCUGGUGGCAAUGAGUCGCUACCUCCUGGUUGCAAAAAGGGCCUUGUUUGACCGUGUUUUUUCAAACUGGGGUCUGGUUUCCCUCCUGCUGUCGACGUGGGCGCUCGGCAUGGCCAGCUUCGGCCCACUUUGGUCUGUUUUUGUGUUUGUGCCUCAAGUGUGCACAUGCAGCUUCCAUCGAACCAGGGGCCGCCCCUACACCACCAUCCUGCUCUUUUUCUACUUCUUCGUGGGACUGGCCUGCGUCGGCACGUUCUACCUCCUCAUUUACCGGCGCGUCCGGGUUGCGUCAAAAGCCCUGGUCCGCUACAGGUUCAGCCGGCGGUCUUCCAAGAGGAAGCCAGCCCUGACGGCACCAGUCACUGAUGACAUUAGUGUGGAGAGUGGGGUGGCCACUGCGAGUAGUGAGCUGAGCUCCCAGUGCAAAUCCGCACAGAGUAAGGAGGACAUCAACAGUGACAGUGCCUCUCCAAAAACACACGCCGAGCCAACAAAUCAAUUGGGAGAAUGCAAAACGAAGCCUGACAUUGUCAGUAAGCCACAGUCAAGUGCACCUGCGCCCGCUUCUGCGGCAUCCCACACAACCACCUCAGGAGACGAUACAGAAUUUAAGCGUGUGACACGCAUGUGUUUUGCGGUUUUCCUGUGUUUUGUAUUUUGCUUUGUCCCCUUCCUGAUACUCAACAUUGUCGAUAAGCAAGGUCGUGCCCCGCAGGUGUUGCACAUGUUCUGUGCAAACCUCACCUGGCUCAACAGCUGCAUCAACCCAGUUCUCUACGCUGUCAUGAACAGACAAUUUCGAAAGGCCUACCAACUGCUGCUCACCAGGGCGGUGAAACCCUUGACAUGCCUCUGGAUGAAGAGCGCCUAAAUACCCUCAACGUAAAACCUUACUAAAUGCUGAAACAGAUUCAAUUAACAUUUUCUUUGCAUACUGUAAAGCAGGGGUCACGAACAUAGUGCCUGUGGGCAUCAUGUAGCCCCCCAAGUACCACAUGAGUA